GCGCUCGCUCGGCGGCGGCGGUCAGUCGGUCGAUCGUACGCGACAUACGAGGGUUGUGAGGAGCCGCGAGGAGCCGCGAGGAUUCGCGAGAGGCACACGGCCGCGCACGCGACGAGGACGGAGAGACAAGGAGGGAUCCGGUGACCAGGAGCAACUGGAUAAAUACUUGUUGACGGAAAAGGCACCGAGCGGAGAGGACGAGGAGGAUCCGGUGGAUUUUCCAUCGUCGUCGUCGUCGCCGUCGGCGACCGCGUGAAGACGAAGCAAAGUUGAUCUCUCCACUCGAUCGAGAGCGCCGAGAGAUCGAUCCUCGCGCGCGAGGACGACAGCUGUCAAAAGUGUCAAGUCGGCAGCGAAGGCGAACGAGAUAUGGUGUACGGAGGAGGAUUCGACAUGGUGGAGACGAUGCCGCAGACGGUGCCCACCGCGGCCGGCUACUCGCCGUCGUUCGACUACAGCACUUUUCAGUUCGAUUUGUCCCUCCUGCCGGACGAUUACAGCCCGACCGGCGGCCAGGCCUGCCUGAAGAGCUCGCAGAUCAAGCAGGAGGCACGCUCGCCGCGCUCGGCAUCGCCCACGACCUACCAGAGCCCGCCGUAUCCCAACGGCGAGUUGCCGUUGUCGCCUAACUACUCGCACGAGGGAUCCUCGCCGGGAUACCCGACGAGCCCCUACUACGUACCCAGGAGCCCUCAGAGCGCCCAGUUUUAUCCCACCAGCCCGGAACCGUCGGCCAAGCAGCCGGUCAAGAGGGAGAAGAGCCUCGAUCUUUUGGCCAUCCUUCAGGAAUCCAGACUCUUGGCCGAGAGUCUGGGUUACCGCGAGGACUCAACCGACUGCACGGUGCCCUGUACUCCGCCUCGAAGCGAGGAGGACAUCUAUAACAGUCUCGACGCCGACUUCCUGCCGAAGAAGGAGGACCCUGGCGUGCAGGGACACCCGCUGCUCAAAGAGAUCCUCUUCAAGGAGGAGCCGCGAUCCGUUUCUAGCAGCAACGGUUCGUCGCCGUCCUCUUUGUCCUCCUCUUCAUCUUCGCCCAGUCCCUCGAGCGAGUUCGAGGGUAGUUCAACGUUGCACGAGCUUCUCUUCAAAGGCGUUGUCCUUCGUAAAGAUUUGACGGAGAAGACGAGCCAACCCAAGGUGGAACGAGAAUCGCGGGAGGAGCUGGCGAAUCCUCUGCGAAAGGAGGAAGAGCUCUUCAAGGACGGCCAGAAGAGCGAUCAUCAGCUGCUGCGGGAAGUGUUGAGGGACACCAGUUUCCAGAGGAAGUACAAUCUGAGACCCGUCGAUCUCGGCGGCGUCGGCACUGGCUUCGUCGAGGAUAUGGAGGCCGGCGAGUGCGUCGGUGAUCUCGCCCGCGAGCAGCUCGAGCCGGUUCUCAGUCUGGCCAUCCAGCAACUGCAGAAGGACUUCGACAACACUUGCGUGGCGCUCGGCAUUCACCCAGAGCCCAGACGCUGGAGCGCGGCGGAUGUGGCGGCUUGGGUGCAGUGGGCCAGGCGGCAACUGCAAUUGCCCUCGGUGCCGAUGGAGAGUUUCAAUGUGGAUGGCGCGACGCUAACAUCCCUCACGGAGGAGGAAUUUUGUCAGAGAGCUCCUCAGUGCGGGAGCAUGCUGCACGCGCAGUUGGAGAUCUGGAAGGCCGCCGUCGAGGAGUCCCCGCGGAACACUCUGGCUGCUUCCUGGAGUCCCGCGGGGGUAGUUCAAUCCCCGAACAGCGCCGGAACGCCGACAGUUGGAAAUACCACGGCGGUCAGCCUCAAAGAAUCUCCCUGCACCGUAGAUUUCUCAGACGACGAGGAUGAGGAUUGCGCUUCCGCUCAAGGUGGUAAUAGCAGCAACGGCGGUACUGGCGGCGGCAAAAUGCGCAACGGCGGCAGUCACAUUCAUCUGUGGCAGUUCCUGAAGGAGCUGCUGCAGAGCCCGGGCGUUCACGGCUCCUGCAUACGCUGGCUGGACCGCAACAAGGGAGUCUUCAAGAUCGAGGACUCGGUACGCGUGGCGCGACUCUGGGGCAAGCGGAAGAACCGGCCUGCGAUGAACUACGACAAGCUCAGCCGCAGCAUCCGGCAGUACUACAAGAAGGGCAUCAUGAAGAAGACGGAGCGGAGCCAGAGACUGGUAUACCAGUUCUGCCAUCCUUACUGUCUAUAAGAGAGACUCCCUCCGUCUCUCCUUCCGCCUUUUCUCUCCUUUCCGCGCUUCCUUCUUCGUAUUACAAGCCCUCUCAAUCUCUCUUCCUUUGCGCGCAUAGGCGCCCGCGAUCUGGAGCGAGGAGUGACCUAAGGAAGACUCCGACACAAAGAUCGAAAGGUAAAAAAAGAGAAAAAAGAAAUAAUGAUCCGCCGUGCUCGAUAUUAUCCCGCGACGAUAACGCCGAGCCACGGCCGGGUCCGCUUUUAGUACGCCCGUUUUGGGCGAUCACUUUUGCCUUACGUUUAUUCCCCUCCUUUCCCACUCCCUUUCACUUUCCUUCUCUAUCUCCUGUGCGUGUAUAUGUGCGAGUGUGUCUUCGAGUUUUUUCUUCUUUUUUUUUUUAAAUAAUAUUUUAUAAGCAGGCGAUUCUCCACCAGGUCGCUCUUUCGUUUCGACGUGAGCUUUCGUCACGAGGCGAAGACGCGAGCGGGUGGAAAUUCGCCAGAGAAAAGGGAAGAAAUGACUCUUUCCUCUCUAUUCUCACGAUCGCUUGUCGGCACCAGUUCGUCGGAUCCUCGAGCUGUCUGGUAACGCACGCGAUACGUCCAUGGGGGACACCACACAUGCAGUGCGCGGAACUAUUCGCCGCUGCUUGGUGCCCGUUUUCGCUGUUUCUCGAAGCUGAUAACGAAAUCGGAGACGAAGUCGGGGGACAAUCUAUUUUUUAUACGAAGAAUUUUUCCAAACACACCUGCGCGCUACAACAACCGUCCUUCCGUGUUGCGUCGUAAACGAGCAAAGGUACGGAGAACAAGGAAGAAAUGAAAUGUCAAUCUGCAAUUAUAGCAUCGCGUAAUGUCACGCGUGUUUAACGAAAGAUGAAAAUAUCUUCGCCGACAUAAUCAUUACCUGUUCGCGACGGGAUAAGAUUGUUAAUUACAUUUUUGAGCAUCUUACGACCUCUGACACCCGCGAGGUUCGCGGAAAUAUUUUUACUGAUGCGCGCAGGUGUUUAUUAAGUUGUCGAGAGAGUGCCUUAGACGCGUGCGGUGGGAAUCGCGAUGAUGAAGGACGUGCCGCGUUUCAAAGCCGUGAGGAUUUCCGAUCGGAUCACGGUCGGCGGUCGUCGCGUUGUCAAUCGAGAAAUUUUACCCUGAAUCGUCUGUAUCGCGAUCGAGGACUUUCCAUUCGGGAGAACGGCGAGAAAAGGAGAACAAUUACGGCGAUCGCGUUGCUCUCGAGGCGUCCCAGCACGGCUGGUGCUGGUGAUUUUGGUCCCAUAUAUCUAUGAUAUAUUAAAUACUGUAUGUUCCAUGAACGAUUAGGCUUUAAGACCAAUUAGCUGCGUAAGUGUAUCGGGGACUCACGUGAGUCACCCUUAGGUUACUCGAAGAGAUUUUCUUCUUUAUUCUCUUUCUUCUCUUCUCACACUUGUGUUUCUCACUGCAACGUUCGCGCGAUCGCGAUUGCGACGUCGAUCGCGUCGAGCUUUUAUGCUUUUAAUUCGUAAGCGGCUCUCAUGCGUUUUCUAUACCUUUCGUCUUUCUUUUCACCGCACAUGAUGCUUGUUUAUAGUAAGUUCGGAACUUAACUUUCGAAAUAAUUUCAUUGCGCUGCUCCAUUUCUAUAUAUCAUGCAAAUUAUCGGGAUUGGGGUUCAUGUAUAUCAUUCUCUAUCGCUUUCUCUUAUAUAUAAAAUACUUCCUUUGGAUAUUUUAAUAAUGCUCGUUUGCGAUUUUGAGUUACGCAUAUAUGAAAUACAAUUAAUAUAGAAUUUCGCAAAUUUCGAUGUAAUUAAGCGUAAGUAUUUUACUAACGUGUCCACGUUCGCUCACCAAUCGGUUGUAUAUAAAAGACAUGUAUAGCAUAACCAUUUUAUAUAUUUGUUUUAUUUAUUUAAUGGAGUCUGUUUUAUAGUUGAGACAUAAUAUGAUCUUGCCGUGUAACGCUGGAAGCGUGGCAUUCCGUUGAUGCCGAUUCCGUGUGACUGAUAUCGGUACCGUUUCAGCUCGCUCGUGUAGAUUUCACGGAGUUAACGUCGAAGAGAUUAUUACCGCUGCUGUUUCUCGGCCGUGCGAAAGUGCAAUCGAUGAACAGUGCAAUUACGUCCGUGCAUCUGUUAGACUUGAAUCAUUCUCAGCUCGCUUUGCGCGACGUCCAUUGUUCAGAAUCGUAAUAAAUAGAAUGGAUUUAGCACGUUGUUGCGAAGAAGUUGAAAAACCGACUUGCAUUUAUUUUCUUGACAUUUUGCUAAGUAUUCACGAACGAGGACGAACUAUUUUUUUUUAUUAUGAUUCUAACAUAAUGACUCAUGAGUUUAACGUUGUUUGACUUGAAUUGGUAUUUGCGACGGAUGAUAACGUUGCAAAUUACCAAUUCGACAAAUAACUUUAAUGACAAUAUUUGGGUUGCUGAAGAAUUCAAGUCCCUUGUUUCGAACGCAGAACUUAAAGCGAAAGAAUACGGCAGCGCGAACGAGCGAAUACUCGAUCUGUAUGGAACCCAGGUCUGUCGGGGAAAUGAAUUUGCUCGCGUAAUUAGAUCGUAAAGCGCGCUUCCACGGCUGCUGGAUUUCUACGACGCGAUACAUAAUUUUUUUUAUGCCGCCUGGCAUGGAACGCUCGUCAAAUCGGAAGUAGACCGAGGCGGAACUUCAAAACAUCAUUGUUUUAAUGCAUUUAAAUUAAAACAGAGAAAUAUUACGGACAUAUUAUAUGAGAAACAGCAUUCGGAUUGAUUUUAUUUGCGACUUCGAUUUUUCGGCACAAGAUACGAUUCGUCUUCAGUUGAUAUGUUUUAUCGAUAGUUUGAAACGGUACGUAAAUUCUUUUUCUGUUAUUUCAAAAAUUUAUAUAAAUACAUACAACACGAAAAAUGUCUUUCUCUUGACAGAACAAUACAGAGACUUUGGCGAUCGCAAAAGUGUCUCUAUAUUGAAGAUCGUCCGUUUCUGUGCCAGGUAUCAUGGCAUUCUGUAAGUUUAACGGUAGUUGGUUCUUCAAUUCCGCGAUAAAGCGCAAGGGAGACCCGAAAGCGGGAAGGCAGGGAGUUUAUCCUCGAUAGCUACACAAUAACGGAAAGGAAGAAUGCAGUUCGUUGACACGGACAAAACCAAGGAGCGCGAGUUAAUUUUGCAGCUAAGCAGAGAGGCGGGAAAUGAUAAGAUCGGGCAAAACGAGACGAGUAUAACAUUGGAUAAUAGAUCCCAAUCGCGCGAUAUAACAUCACAGAGCGGCUAUUGUUGUGUAUAACCGACUGUUUAUUUAUUAAAUUAUUAAUUGCUAAGGUAAAAUUGUAAGACUAGAGAUAAUGCGAAUAUUUUUUUAAUAUAACGCGUUUGUCAAUAGACGUAUUUCUUGUUUGAAAUUAAAAUAACUUUUCUUAAUGUCGAAGAAGUCGACAUUUCUUGUAGCACAAAUAAUUAAGAAAUGAGAAUUCAUUGAAACAAACCGUAGGAUUCCGAUGACAAUAAUGAAAAAAAGUUUUAAUAUUACUCAACAUUUUCAUAAAUAAAAAGAAAUUAUCCCGUUCACCAAAUACGUCCAUUGUCAAGCGUCACACGUAUGAUAAGGGGUAUAUAUAGUUGUUAUCGAAUCGUUAUGAAAUUUCUAAUGUUGGAGUUUAUUAAAACCGGUGCAAUUUAUUUAUCUUGCUGAGAGAAAGCGACGAAAAGUGGCUUAGUGAGAGAAAAUUGUGCUUCCAUUUUCCCAGUGAUCUUUGGCAAUCGGAACAUAAUUGUUGACGCGCGUGCGCGUUAAAUCUUUGUAAAUAUUUGUGACUAGCACGAGAGAGAGCAUAUCUUUAUCCCUAGAACUCAUGUAUCAUUUUUUUGACCUUCUAACGCAUGACUGGGGGCAAUAUCGACCCCACGCUUUAUUUGAUCGUAAAACCG
Messenger RNA from Temnothorax curvispinosus, 6027 nucleotides. RefSeq names its product DNA-binding protein D-ETS-4 (gene Ets98B). The transcript is spliced from 6 exons. Gene Ontology annotation, cellular component: nucleus. Gene Ontology annotation, biological process: regulation of transcription by RNA polymerase II; cell differentiation. Lineage: Eukaryota; Metazoa; Arthropoda; Insecta; Hymenoptera; Formicidae. The coding region runs from base 370 to 2154 and encodes 594 amino acids. The record is from RefSeq and is a predicted model, not a curated record. Gene Ontology annotation, molecular function: DNA-binding transcription factor activity, RNA polymerase II-specific; sequence-specific DNA binding.